Messenger RNA from Suncus etruscus (white-toothed pygmy shrew), 1654 nucleotides. RefSeq names its product ER membrane protein complex subunit 3 (gene EMC3). Bases 43 to 828 code for a protein of 261 amino acids. Gene Ontology annotation, biological process: protein folding in endoplasmic reticulum. Gene Ontology annotation, cellular component: EMC complex; membrane. NCBI's taxonomy places the organism in Eukaryota, Metazoa, Chordata, Mammalia, Eulipotyphla, Soricidae. The record is from RefSeq and is a predicted model, not a curated record. The transcript is spliced from 8 exons.
CGCGCCGGAAGUGAGCCUCUCCAAGAACUGGGGGGGGGGAAGAUGGCGGGUCCUGAGCUGCUGCUGGACUCCAACAUUCGCCUCUGGGUGGUCCUACCCAUCGUCAUCAUCACCUUCUUCGUGGGGAUGAUCCGCCAUUACGUGUCUAUCCUGUUGCAGAGCGAUAAGAAGCUCACCCAGGAGCAAGUGUCUGACAGUCAAGUCCUCAUUCGGAGCAGAGUCCUCAGGGAAAAUGGAAAAUACAUCCCCAAACAGUCUUUCUUGACCAGAAAAUACUACUUCAACAACCCAGAGGAUGGAUUUUUCAAAAAAACCAAACGGAAGGUAGUUCCUCCUUCUCCUAUGACUGACCCCACCAUGCUCACGGACAUGAUGAAAGGUAAUGUCACAAAUGUCCUCCCCAUGAUCCUCAUCGGCGGCUGGAUCAACAUGACUUUUUCGGGCUUUGUCACAACCAAGGUUCCAUUUCCUCUGACACUUCGUUUUAAGCCUAUGCUACAGCAAGGAAUUGAACUUCUCACAUUGGAUGCAUCAUGGGUGAGUUCUGCAUCCUGGUACUUUCUCAAUGUCUUUGGGCUCCGGAGCAUUUACUCCCUGAUUCUCGGCCAGGAUAAUGCCGCUGACCAAUCCCGGAUGAUGCAGGAGCAGAUGACUGGGGCCGCCAUGGCCUUGCCCGCAGACACCAACAAAGCUUUCAAGACAGAAUGGGAGGCCUUGGAGCUGACCGACCACCAGUGGGCACUCGAUGACGUUGAAGAGGAGCUCAUGGCCAGAGACCUCCACUUCGAAGGCAUGUUCAAGAAGGAGCUGCAGACCUCUAUUUUCUGAAGACCAAGUGGGGCCUGGCUGGAUCGGCAACCUGGAGGAGCGCUUCACUUUGUACCAUUCGUUGUUUGAGCCGGAGCCUCUGAAAAUAAAGCGGCAGCCCUGCCUACUGUGGUCAGAACCUGGAGGCAAUGUGGGGAACAUACUGGGGGCAGCUGCCUUUAGACGUUUCAGAUUUUCUUCUGGGUCUCUUGGGAAGGUCAGAGAAAAGGGGAAACCACGUAACGUAAGAUUAUGCACAAAUUUGUCCUGGGAAAAAGCAGUCAGUCAGACCUCCUUGCCACUUGCAGUUAAAUGCCUGGUCUCCUGAGCCCAGACCUCCCGUCUCUUUUACCUGUUACAUUUCUAGUUGACAUUUUUGUAAUUCUUUAUGCAGAUACUAUACUUUCAUUCUGAACAUUUAGGAAGGUCUGGGUGAGCAAAGGAAGCGGGUUGGUUUUGAGUUUACCGAGUGACAAAGGACCAGUGGGUCCCAGACCUCCUGCAGAUAAGCACUCCAGAGCAGAUUGGGGCCAGACGUGGCAAACCAGGGCCCAAGACACCGCCCACUUCUCAAGUGCCUUUGGGAUCAUCCAGGACAGGCGGGAGGGCGUGCGGUCUAGGUCAGCCCUGUUUACAGACCUUAGAGAAAGGCCGAGAGACAACUGUUGGCUGACACAUUGCAAAGGUUACCAGGAAUAAUUCUGGGUGUGCUGUCGUGGGGAGGUGGCGGGGGGGCCGUUUGAGUACCAAGAAGCAAAUGUAAAUUGCAUGUGGAGCACUGUAAUCAGAACCCAUGGAUGGAGCUUGCCUCUACAAAUUAAACCAUCCUGUUUUCUCUUCUGUAAAA